UUAUCGACAUUAGCCAUGGCCAACCAUGAGCAAGCUCCUGCUCACAUCCUCCUCAUCCCUUUCCCGGCUCCCGGCAACAUGCUUCCAUUACUGGACUUAGCUCACCAUCUCUCAACCAAACCCAACCUCAUCUCCAUCUCCAUGAUCACCAUCACCAUUGUUGUCUCUCCAAACACUCUCCCUCUCCUCUCCCCUCUCCUUUCCACCUCCUCUUCCAUCCACCCUCUCAUCCUCCCCUUCCCCUCCACCACCACCAUCUCCGAACCUCCUCUCUCCUCCUUCCUAUCCAUCUCCCACUCCCUCUCCACUCUCCUCUCUCCCAUUCUCCAAUGGGCUCUCUCCUCCUCCCCUCCCUUAACCACCAUCAUCUCUGACUUCCUCCUUCCUUGGUCUCAUCAUCUAUCUCAACAACUCUCCAUUCCAAACAUUGUCUUCUGCCCCUUCUCAGCCCUCACUGUCUCACUUGCUCACAGCUUAUGGAGAACCAUGCCUGAACGUGACCUUCCUGACAGUCCUGAUUCUCUUGUCUUCCUCCCUGACAUCCCUUCUUCUCCUUCUUACCCUUGGUACCAUCUCUCCUCCAUGUUCAAACCUCAAAGAGAUGGAGAUCCACUCCAUGGUUUCAUAAAAGAAGCUCUUCUCAAAAAUAUUGACAGUUGGGGCUUCAUCUUUAACACUUUCUCCGACCUUGAAGCUCCAUAUUUGGACCACCUCCGGCGAGACCUCCGCCGAGUCUUUGCAGUCGGUCCGAUACGUCCACUUGAGCAUGCACUGCCGGCGGAUGAUAAAUUGAUAGAAUGGCUUAACACCUGUGACGACCGGUCGGUGGUUUACGUGUGUUUAGGUCCUCAGACAGUGCUAGCUCCGGCGCAGAUGGAAGCCGUGGCGGCGGCGUUGGAGCUUAGUGAAGAGAGGUUUGUGUGGUGUGUGAGAGGGCCGGGAGUGGAGCCGGAGAAGGAGGUGGUGGUGCCGGCGGGGUUUGAGGAGAGAGUGAAGGGGAGAGGGGUGGUGGUGGAGGGGAUGGUGGCGCAAACGGCGGUGCUGGAGCACAGGGCGGUGGCGGUGUUCGUGACGCACUGUGGGUGGAGGUCGGUGAUGGAAGGGAUGGCGGCGGGGGUGAAGAUGAUGACGUGGCCAAUGGGGGCGGACCAGUAUGUGAAUGAGAGGGUUGUGGUGGAGAUGGGGAUGGGAGUUAGGGUUUGUGAGGGAGUGGAUGGAGUGGUGAAUGUGGAGGAGAUGCUGAAGAAGAACUUUACAACAAAAGUUCAUACAGAAGUUGGCAUUUGGAAUUCUAUGAAUUGUUCAAAAUGCUGGUGUCCAGAUGGUAGCCCAAAGCAUCAGGAGUGCGAUCAGCAAGAACUGGAUAAAAUAUGA
Messenger RNA from Dioscorea cayenensis subsp. rotundata (Guinea yam), 1374 nucleotides. Its product is annotated as UDP-glycosyltransferase 89B2-like. Bases 16 to 1374 code for a protein of 452 amino acids. Gene Ontology annotation, molecular function: UDP-glycosyltransferase activity. The transcript has 2 exons. The record is from RefSeq and is a predicted model, not a curated record. NCBI's taxonomy places the organism in Eukaryota, Viridiplantae, Streptophyta, Magnoliopsida, Dioscoreales, Dioscoreaceae.